This is a messenger RNA of Solanum lycopersicum (tomato), 1855 nucleotides long. RefSeq names its product 1-aminocyclopropane-1-carboxylate synthase 7-like. NCBI's taxonomy places the organism in Eukaryota, Viridiplantae, Streptophyta, Magnoliopsida, Solanales, Solanaceae. Gene Ontology annotation, biological process: amino acid metabolic process; biosynthetic process. The record is from RefSeq and is a predicted model, not a curated record. Gene Ontology annotation, molecular function: pyridoxal phosphate binding; transaminase activity.
UAUAUUAUAUCUUGAUAGCCGAAAACACAAAGAAGAAGGAAGCUAAGAACAAUACAAUUAUAAUUAUAUUAUGGCCAUAGAGAUUGAGAAACGUUCAACAGUAGUUGGUCUAUCAAACGUUGCAACGUCUGACACUCAUGGAGAAGACUCACCUUACUUUGCUGGAUGGAAAGCAUAUGAUGAAAAUCCAUUUGAUGAAGUUCACAACCCAUCUGGAGUUAUUCAAAUGGGAUUAGCCGAAAAUCAAGUGUCAUUUGAUUUGCUGGAAGAAUACUUGGAAAAGCAGAAAGAUGAUGGCGUAGCUGAAAUUUCAAGAUUCAGGGAAAAUGCUUUGUUUCAAGAUUAUCAUGGACUAGUUUGUUUUAGAAAGGCAAUGGCUAGCUUCAUGGAAAAAAUAAGAGGUGGAAGGGCAAGAUUUGAUCCUGAUAGAGUUGUUAUUACAGCUGGUGCUACUGCAGCUAAUGAGUUGUUAACUUUCAUUUUAGCUGAUCCUGGUGAUGCUUUGCUUCUUCCAACUCCUUACUAUCCUGGAUUUGAUAGAGACUUGAGGUGGAGAACGGGUGUGAAAAUCGUUCCAGUCCAUUGUGACAGCUCAAAUAAUUUCCAAGUUACUCCACGAGCCUUGGAAGAUGCCUACAAGGAAGCUGAAUCCAACAACAUCAAAGUAAGAGGGGUUCUUAUAACAAACCCCUCAAACCCUUUGGGUGCCACCGUUCAAAGAUGUGUUCUUGAGGAAAUUCUUGAAUUCGUUACCAGAAAAAAUAUCCAUCUUGUCUCGGAUGAAAUCUACUCAGGUUCAGCCUUUUGUUGCUCCGAAUUUGUCAGUAUUGCUGAAAUACUUGAAUCCAGAAACUACAAGGAUUCAGAGAGGGUACACAUUGUGUACAGCCUCUCUAAAGACUUGGGACUCCCUGGGUUUCGAGUAGGUACAAUCUACUCAUACAAUGACAAAGUUGUCACAACGGCAAGAAGAAUGUCAAGUUUUACAUUGAUUUCUUCUCAGACACAACAACUAUUGGCUUCCAUGUUGUCUGAUGAGACAUUUACUGAGAAUUACAUAAAGAAGAAUCGCGAAAGGUUAAGAAUGAGAUAUGAAAUGAUGAUUGAAGGGCUGAGGAGUGCUGGGAUUGAGUGCUUGAGAGGGAAUGCGGGAUUGUUUUGCUGGAUGAACUUAACUAGUUUGUUGGAAAAACCUACAAAAGAGUGUGAAUUGCAAGUGUGGAAUACAAUAUUGAAUCAAGUGAAACUCAAUAUUUCACCAGGUUCUUCUUGUCAUUGCUCAGAGCCAGGUUGGUUCAGGGUUUGUUUUGCUAACAUGACUGAAAAUACCUUACAAAUUGCACUCAAAAGAAUACACCAUUUCAUGGAAACAAGGGCCACACUUCAAAAAUACUAAUUACUCAUCAUCAUUAUUUACAAUUUUUUUUUAUAUUUUUUUGCUUUGGGGAUUAUUUUUUUUCCAGUUAGGAUUGCUACUGGAUUAUUCCAAGUAUUGGAUUUUUCCCUCGGGCCUUAUACCUCCGAUUGAAUUGUUCAUGGUUCAAGAUGUUUGAUAUUUUUUCUACAAAUGUUUCUCCUUUCUUUUAUUGAAGUUUUAUAUUUUCUAAGAUAUAAAUUGAAUUAUUUACACAAUUAUAUUUCUAAUUUCAUAAAGGACUAUAACAAAAAUUAUGUCUUUGCACUUUUUCUAAUUAAUAGGUGUGUAUUGUCUCACAAAUUAACUUAAUAUCAAACCAAGGAAGUACAAUACUUCUGUUUACAAUUUCAUUUAUUCAUAGUUUGCUCCCGAUUCCUCUUUUAGUAUUUAAAAAAAGUACUUCUAAUAAAUAGGAAAGGAAGUAGUAAUUUUUAUCGU